AUGGCAGUAGAAAAGAAAGAAGAGAUGGAAGAACUUUCAUAUGCAAUGGCUUUGGGGUGUCUCAUGCAUGUCAUGGUUAGCACAAGACCAGACAUUGCUCAUGCUUUAAGCAUAUUGAGUAGGUUCAUGUCAAAUCCUGGGAUAAACUAUUGGAGGGCACUCAAAUGGUUGCUGAGAUAUUUGAGAGGGACAUUGGAUAUUGGAUUGACUUACAAGAGAGUUUUAGAGAAAGUAACACUGAAAGGAUAUGUUGAUGAUGAUUAUACAUCAAGCAAGGAUACUAGGAGGUCUACUACCUCUUAUGUGUUUCAACUAAUGGAGAUUAAUCCAGUUUAUCACGAGAAGACAAAACACAUUGAUAUUCGGUUGUUUUGGAUAAGGGAGAAGAUAGAAGAAGAAGUAAUCGAGCUGGAGAAAGAGAAGUCAGAAGAGAACCCUACUGAUAUUGGCACUAAGGUGUUACCAGUUAGUAAGCUCAAGCAUUGCUUGGACUUACUCAACCUUAUUUGUAAGAAGCUACAUAUGAAAGCACUACCACCUUUAUUGGACAGAUAUGCUUAG
Messenger RNA from Cannabis sativa, 561 nucleotides. Its product is annotated as secreted RxLR effector protein 161-like. The transcript is spliced from 2 exons. The record is from RefSeq and is a predicted model, not a curated record. Bases 1 to 561 code for a protein of 186 amino acids. Lineage: Eukaryota; Viridiplantae; Streptophyta; Magnoliopsida; Rosales; Cannabaceae.